AUGUCAGCCACGAAACGGACCAUACUAAUCACCGGAUGCACACAAUCCAGCAUCGGUUCCACGCUGGCGAAAGAGUUCGCCGCGUUGGGUUACAAGGUGUAUGCAACUGCCCGACGAGUAUCCAACAUGGCGGACCUCGCAUCCAUCAAGAACAUCACCCUACUUGCGCUGGACGUCUCGUCAUCCGAAUCAAUCACCGCAGUCCGAGAUCAGCUUCAAUCCGAGACGAACGGCCAGCUGGACAUACUCUACCACAACGCCGGCUACCGGAGCCUGGCAAUGGCGGCGGAGACCCCGCCGGUGGAAGCUCAGAGGACCCUCGCCGUGAACCUACUGGGGAUCGUCGAGAUGAAUCGCCAAUUUGCCGACAUGGUGAUUGCGGCCAGGGGCACGAUUGUCUUUACGAGUAGUCUGUCGGCGUUUACCCCGCACCCGUCGCACGCUCUAUACUGUGCGAGCAAGGCGGCGCUCCACGUUUACGCGGGCGCCCUGCGGAUUGAGAUGAAACCGUUUGGAGUGAGGGUUGUGCUUGUGAAUACGGGCGGGAUCAAGACGGAAAUGUCCAGCCAGAGGAUCAAGCUCCAGGCCGACUCGAGAUACAAAUACCUAGAGGCAAAGAUCAAUCACGCUUGGGACGUCAUCGGAGGUGGACAGAUUACUGCCGAGGAGUAUGGAAAGUAUGUAGUGCGGAGAAUCACGAGGGGCAGCGCAAAGACCAUUUGGUGCGGAAACCAUAUUUGGACAAUUUGGCUGGUUGAACAUUUGAACCUGCAGUGGGCAUAUGAUCUGUACUAUGGCCGGAUCUACGGUUUGGAUACUGAAGCACCGAAAAGGGAGGUGUAG
Molecule: messenger RNA, 843 nt
Organism: Aspergillus calidoustus
Lineage: Eukaryota; Fungi; Ascomycota; Eurotiomycetes; Eurotiales; Aspergillaceae
Source: the annotation of a GenBank genome assembly